AUGGGAGUAUUUCUUUCUUUAAACUGGUUUUUUCUACUUGCCGGGCUUGCCUUGACGAGCACCGGUACUGCGGCCCAAAAUCUGGUCCAGGUCCAACUCACAUCAGGCACCAAGAUUACUGGGAGAUUAAACUCUGGAGUCGAAACAUACAACGGCAUACCAUAUGCUGAUCCGCCAAUCGGCCCGCUGCGCCUUCGGCCCCCACAGAAGAUUUCACGCCAUCUGGAUAGUGUAGAUGGUACAGGCAUAGCCGCUGCCUGCCCCCAGUUGCUUCUAUCGCCUGCGGACAAGAACAUAAUCAGCAGUAUUGGUAGCCAGAUCCUGGACUUGCCAUUCUUCAAGGAUGUGAAGGGCCAGGAAGACUGCCUAACUGUCUCGGUCCAGCGCCCGGCCAAUAUCAAGCCAGGCGACAAGCUACCGGUACUAUUCUGGAUGUACGGGGGCGGCUUCGCACUCGGCAGCACCAACACAUACGAUGGAGCAUCGCUCGUACGCGAGGGCGUGGCAAACAAGCAGCCUUUUAUUUUUGUGGCCGUUAAUUACCGAGUCGGUGGCUUUGGUUUCAUGCCCGGUAUCGAGAUGCUAAAUGAGGGUAGUGCAAACGCCGGCCUUCUUGAUCAACGAAUGGGCCUUGAAUGGGUAGCUGAUAACAUUGACCAGUUCGGCGGUAACCCGGAUAGAGUCACUCUUUGGGGAGAAUCAGCCGGCUCAAUAUCAGUGUUUUACCAAAUGGCUCUCUAUGGUGGUAACUCAAGCUACAAGGGCAAGCCGCUCUUUCGAGGCGGCAUCAUGAACUCCGGGACGACUAUUCCUGCCGAGCCAAUGGAUGGGUUCAAGGGACAAGCCACAUAUAAUCAGGUGCUCAAGGAAGCUGGUUGUGCCGGUGCCGUCAACAAUACGCUCUCUUGCCUCCGAGAACUCGACUACGAUACCUUUUACAACGCAGUGACUCAAACGUUUUCAGGCAUCUUUUCCUUUUCUGGUACCAAAAUCUCAUUUCCACCGCGCCCGGAUGGCAAAGUGCUUCCACUGAGCCCGGACGAACUCGCCGCAACCGGUCAAUACUAUGCCGUGCCAAUUAUUGCAGGCGACCAGGAAGACGAAGGGACGAUAUUCGCGCUCUACCAACAAAGCGUCAAGACAAAUGAUGAUUUGGUAAACUACUUUUCUCAAUUUGUAUUCCCAAACGCAACCAAGGAGCAGCUAUCGGAGCUAGUUGAGGCAUAUACAAAAGAUGACGAGGGUAGUCCUUUCCGCACGGGGCCUAUCAACUCGCUGUACCCCAUGUACAAGCGUAUUGCCGCAAUUAUAGGCGAUAUGACUUUUACACUAUCACGACGCAGCUUCCUUGAGGCGACGGCCAAGGCAAACCCCAACAUGCCUGCCUGGUCAUUUUUAUCCUCGUACGCGCACCCACUACCAAUUUUGGGCACAUUUCACGCGUCAGAUCUUAUCCAAAUCUUUUAUGGCAUUCCACCUACCCACGCAACUAGCAGCACCCGGCAAUACUAUUUUAACUUUUUAUAUAAUCAAGACCCAAACAAGGGAAAUAAGGGCCAACUUAACUGGCCCGUGUGGAAGGAGAAUAACACGCUAAUGUGGUUCAAGACGCAGUUGGAUAAUGGAUACCUGACAGAUUCCUUUCGCAAUAAUCAGUAUAUAGUUUUAGCUAAAUUAGCCAAAGCCAAAGUUUUGCGUCAGUAG
Molecule: messenger RNA, 1704 nt
Organism: Metarhizium brunneum ARSEF 3297
Lineage: Eukaryota; Fungi; Ascomycota; Sordariomycetes; Hypocreales; Clavicipitaceae
Source: RefSeq, a predicted model, not a curated record